CCAAAGCCAAAAGAAUCCAGAGGGAAAGGCGAUGAAAAUGGCGACUCUCGCCUUCCCGCCACUCUCUGCGUCGACUUCUCCUCUUCCGACCUUCGACUCCUUCUCAGGAUGCAAGUCGAAGAGAAACCACUUCAAUCUUUGCAGCGUCAUCGUCCGGCGGAGGAGAGCAUCUACACCGACCUACAUCAGCGUGAAGGCCCAGGCGGACGAUGGGAAUAAGAAACAGAACAACAUGAGCGCGAAUGGUCGCAGCGCCUCGUGGGUGAGUCCCGACUGGCUGACGUCUCUCUCCCGCCUCGUUAAGAGCGUGGGCGGCCCCGAUGAUUCGGGCAUUCCGUUGGCCAACGCCAAGCUCGAAGACGUCUCCGACCUCCUCGGCGGCGCACUCUUCCUCCCGCUCUUCAAGUGGAUGAACGAGUACGGGCCCAUUUACAGGCUUGCCGCAGGCCCCAGAAAUUUCGUCGUCGUCAGCGACCCCGCGAUCGCAAAGCACGUCCUCAAGAACUAUGGCAGGUACGCGAAGGGCCUCGUGUCAGAGGUGUCGGAGUUCUUGUUCGGCUCCGGGUUCGCCAUUGCCGAGGGAGAGGCAUGGACGGUUAGGCGCCGGGCUGUAGUGCCAUCUCUUCACAGAAAAUAUUUAUCCACGAUUGUUGAUCAGGUGUUCUGCAAAUGUGCUGAAAGAUUGGUAGACAAGCUCAAAUCAGAAGCUUCAAUAGGCUCUGCGGUUAACAUGGAGCAAAAAUUUUCUCAAUUGACCCUCGAUGUCAUAGGUUUAUCAUUGUUCAACUACAACUUUGAUUCUCUUACUUCAGAUAGUCCUGUUAUUAAUGCUGUUUAUACUGCACUAAAAGAAGCGGAGUCUCGCUCAACUGAUAUUUUGCCUUACUGGAAGAUUGGAAUAUUAUGUAAAAUCAUUCCACGACAAAUUAAGGCAGCAAAAGCCGUUGCAACUAUCAGAAAGACAGUUGACGAACUUAUUGCAAAGUGUAAGGAGAUAGUUGAGGCUGAAGGUGAAAAGAUUGAUGGUGAAGAGUAUGUGAAUGAGUCAGACCCAAGCAUUCUACGUUUUCUAUUGGCAAGUCGAGAAGAGGUUUCUAGUUUGCAACUGAGAGAUGACCUACUGUCAAUGUUGGUUGCUGGGCAUGAGACAACUGGUUCUGUCUUGACAUGGACUCUAUAUUUACUGUGCAAGAAUCCGUUCUGUUUGGUCAAAGCACGGGAAGAGGUUGACAAAGUUCUACAGGGAAGACUGCCUAGCUAUGAAGACACAAAAGAGUUGAAGUACAUAGCUCGCUGUCUGAACGAGUCUAUGCGUCUGUAUCCACAUCCACCUGUUCUACUCCGACGAGCACAAGUACCUGAUGAACUUCCAGGCAAUUACAAGGUGAAUGCUGGACAAGACAUAAUGAUAUCGAUAUAUAAUAUUCACCACUCAGCCAAGGUCUGGGAAAGAGCAGAAGAAUUUAUACCUGAAAGAUUUGACUUGGAUGGUCCAAUCCCAAAUGAAACAAACACCGACUUCAGGUUUAUUCCCUUCAGUGGUGGACCACGAAAAUGUAUUGGGGAUCAGUUUGCACUGCUACAAGCAAUUGUGGCCCUUGCAGUUUUGCUUCAGCAUAUGGAUUUCAAGCUUGUUCCGAAUCAAGAAAUUGGCAUGACUACUGGAGCUACCAUACAUACAACAAAUGGAAUGUACAUGACCGUGGCACAGCGGAGUCCAAAAACCGUGCUUGCUGCAUCUGCUAGUUGUACUCGUUUGACAAAUUUUAAAAUGUUUGCAACAGAAGCUAAUACAACACCUCAGGUGACCGGAGAAAGCGAGAAAGGCUCUCAUGGAAAAAGGCACAUGGAAAGUUGCAUCUGUCCCUGCAAGGUACAAGUUGGGUCGAGUAGGUAUCGAAUAGCGUCCAACGAGUGAAUAACCUGAUUGGAGAAUUCGGGAGAGUGGUGAUAUCUUGGCCACUUGCUAAUUCCGAAGGAGAAAAGGGAAGAGGUGACGAAAGACGAAUUAAAGAAGAACGGGACAACUUAAUUUUCAGUUGAGAUAUUUUUGGUCUAUAAUUUAUUAAUUUUCGGUAA
This is a messenger RNA of Nymphaea colorata (pocket water lily), 2079 nucleotides long. RefSeq names its product carotene epsilon-monooxygenase, chloroplastic. The transcript is spliced from 11 exons. Gene Ontology annotation, biological process: carotenoid biosynthetic process. Gene Ontology annotation, cellular component: chloroplast. The record is from RefSeq and is a predicted model, not a curated record. Lineage: Eukaryota; Viridiplantae; Streptophyta; Magnoliopsida; Nymphaeales; Nymphaeaceae. Gene Ontology annotation, molecular function: heme binding; iron ion binding. The coding region runs from base 32 to 1918 and encodes 628 amino acids.